AUGCAUCGGCCCGAGACGCCAGCGACUCUGGACGAGGCUCUAGAGGCUAAAGCACAAAUUAUAGAGCUUUUGGAAUUAGGGCAUUUCCAGUUGAGGAAGUGGGCCAGUAGCAUACCAGAGUUACUUUCUGAUAUUCCUCAGGAAGAAUGUCUGCUUAGUUCCAAAACAUUUACCGGCCAUGACUCUUGUAGCCUAAAGGUGCUUGGUUUAAAGUGGGAGCCAACUACCGAUACAUUUUCCUUUGAUGUUAAAUCUUCAAUCCGACCUUGUACAAAACGAGUUAUUCUUAGCGAGAUCGCGAAGAUCUUCGACCCCUUAGGUUUCCUUGCACCUCUAACCAUCAAGGCGAAGUGCCUCUUGCAACGGCUCUGGCUGCUUGGUAUCGAUUGGGACAGUGAUCCACCCGAAGAUGUGAAUAGCGUGUGGGAAACAUUUUGCAAUCAGCUGUCUAUAUUAAAGGACCUGCGUAUACCACGGUGUAUGACAAUUAACAACACUUUAACGUACGAAUUACAUGGAUUUUGUGAUAGCUCGGAGCUUGCGUAUGGAGCAGUUAUUUAUAUUCGAGUUUCAACUGCAGACGGAUUAACACAAACACGAUUAGUAUGUGCCAAAGCUCGAGUAGCUCCCAUUAAGAAAAUCUCUUUGCCUCGAUUGGAGUUGUGUGCAGCCGUCUUGCUGACAAAUUUAGCAAAAUUUGUGCUGGAUACAUACUUAACAAAAUUAACGCUCCACGCUAUUUAUCUAUGGUCUGACUCGACCGUCGUCCUAUCUUGGCUUCGUUCACACUCCUCUCGAUGGACCACGUUCGUAGCUAAUCGUGUGGGACAUAUCCAGGAUAUUUUCUCUACGGAGUUUCAGCCUCCUGUGAUAGUUGGUCUUCUAAUGGCAUUAUUU
Molecule: messenger RNA, 897 nt
Organism: Brenthis ino (lesser marbled fritillary)
Lineage: Eukaryota; Metazoa; Arthropoda; Insecta; Lepidoptera; Nymphalidae
Source: the annotation of a GenBank genome assembly